Nicotiana tabacum (common tobacco) is the source of this 1615-nucleotide messenger RNA. Its product is annotated as agmatine hydroxycinnamoyltransferase 1-like. Gene Ontology annotation, molecular function: acyltransferase activity, transferring groups other than amino-acyl groups. NCBI's taxonomy places the organism in Eukaryota, Viridiplantae, Streptophyta, Magnoliopsida, Solanales, Solanaceae. The record is from RefSeq and is a predicted model, not a curated record.
GUUAUGCCUUUAUCAUAACUCGAGCUAAACAACCUCCAUUCUCCUCUUCUAUAUCUCUUCUCUUUUCUUUCCACUUUGCCAAAUCAAAGAAUUUAAAAAUCAUGAAGGUCAAAGUAGAAAGUUCAAGAAUCAUUAAGCCUUUCUAUGAAGACAUCCCUCCUUCUACUAAAAGCUACAUUCCCCUUAGUGUAUUUGAUAAGGUCACCUACGAAGCCCAAAUUGCUGUCAUCUAUGCCUAUCGCCCUCCUACCCCACCAAAUGCCGCCAUUAAAUUGGGACUUCAAAAAGCCAUAGCAGUUUACCGAGAAUGGGCAGGGAGAUUAGGAAAAGACGAACGUGGAAAUCCAGUGAUUUUACUCAAUGAUGAAGGCGUUAAAUUCGUCGAGGCAUCAUCGGAUAGCACCCUUGAUAAAGUAAUACCGUUUAAGCCUUCGGCUUCUUUGCUCAAACUACAUCCUAGCUUGAAUAAUGUGGUGGAAUUAGUUCAAGUUCAAGUCACAAGAUUCACUUGUGGCUCGUUGGUGGUCGGCUUCACCGCCCACCAUACGGUGGCGGAUGGCCAUUCCACCAGCAACUUCUUGGUUGCAUGGGGUCAAGCCUGUCGAGGGCUUGACAUCAAUCCACUUCCUUUGCAUGAUCGUACAAUUUUCAACCCUCGAAACCCUCCUCUCAUUGAGUAUGAGCAUAAGGGGGCAGAGUUCAUGUCAAAGUUUGUUAAAAAGGAGAAUUCGCUCAAUGAAACUCAUCAUGUAACGGAAGAUAUAGUGGUGCACAAAGUCCAUUUCACAGUAGAGUUUCUUGCCAAGAUCAAGGCUAAGGCUUCUUCCAUGAAUGGCAACAAUAAACCUUAUAGCACAUUCGAAAGCCUUGUUGCACAUUUAUGGAGAGCCAUAACUAAAGCUCGUGGUCUAAGUGGCUUUGAGACCACUCAUAUAAGAAUCUCCGUCAAUGGUCGAAUGAGGUUGAACCCCAGAAUACCUAAUGAGUAUUUUGGAAACUUAGUCCUUUGGGCAUUUCCAACUGCAAAAGUGAAGGACCUUUUAAGAGAGCCUCUUCCCUAUGCAACAAAGCUUAUUCAUGACGCCGUUAUGAAGGUAAACAACAACUAUUUCAGAUCAUUCAUUGACUUUGCUAAUCAUAAAGUACUGAAGGAGGACGAAGAUCUUGUCCCUACAGCGGACAUGAACAAGCACAUAUUAUGCCCUAAUUUAGAAGUUGACAGCUGGUUAAGAUUUCCAUUUUACGACCUAGACUUUGGAACUGGUUGUCCGUACAUGUUCAUGCCUUCUUAUUUCCCAACAGAAGGCAUGAUGUUUCUUCUCCCGUCGUUCAUCGGAGACGGAAGUAUUGACGUUUUCAUUCCUUUGUUCCAGGACAACUUGCCCACGUUCAAGAAAAUUUGUUAUUCUUUCGACUUGCUUCAGAAUUAGAAGAGUACAAUCAUCCUCAACUAUGUGUUAUAUGAAUAUUCAUUUUUAGCCUUCUCCUUUAUUUUUCUUCCAUUUUGUGUUUUUAAAAUUUAAUGUUUUACUUCCUCCUCUUGGCUAAGCGAUAGGGAGGAUGGGAAAUUAAUAUAUAUGUCGUUGCAUAAUAGAAGAGCAGUUAAUUCUCUUGC